UAAUCCAAAACUCAUCAGUUUUGUUUUACUCGUUUGAUUUUGUUUUUUUCUUUUUUUUCGAGACAAAUUCAUUUUUUCAAACAAAACAAUUUCAAAAUGAUGUCAUUUGGAGCUUCAAGAUUAUUGUCCCGUUUACGUAUAGUUCGUGCGAGCCGACGAAACAUGUCCAGUCAUGAUGUACCAGAACAAUAUCGUCAUUGGGUUCGACCAAAUAUGGAUAAUGGUUAUCCUGUACCGAGUCAACUUUAUUCGGAAGCCUAUGCUGCUCGACAAGCUAAAUACAAUAAAAUGCUUGGAUUAUCUGUAUUGUUUUUGCUUUCAGCCAUGGGUUUUUGUUCAAUGAAUGGUACAUUCGAAUUUUUGUCACCACCACCACGUAAAGUUAAUAUUCCAUUGGAUAAACUUCAAUGAUUGGAUAUUCGAAAUGUGGCCGAUCAUCGAUCACAUGAUCACAUUAGUUUCAAAUUGUGUAUAAUUAUUGAAUGAA
Molecule: messenger RNA, 487 nt
Organism: Dermatophagoides farinae (American house dust mite)
Lineage: Eukaryota; Metazoa; Arthropoda; Arachnida; Sarcoptiformes; Pyroglyphidae
Source: RefSeq, a predicted model, not a curated record